Rattus rattus (black rat) is the source of this 1401-nucleotide messenger RNA. It is a transcript of the gene Tead4, whose product is annotated as TEA domain transcription factor 4. The transcript is spliced from 12 exons. NCBI's taxonomy places the organism in Eukaryota, Metazoa, Chordata, Mammalia, Rodentia, Muridae. Gene Ontology annotation, molecular function: DNA-binding transcription factor activity, RNA polymerase II-specific; RNA polymerase II cis-regulatory region sequence-specific DNA binding. Gene Ontology annotation, biological process: regulation of transcription by RNA polymerase II; embryonic organ development; hippo signaling. Bases 52 to 1401 code for a protein of 449 amino acids. The record is from RefSeq and is a predicted model, not a curated record. Gene Ontology annotation, cellular component: transcription regulator complex.
AGGGGACGGUUUUUAGCAGGAGGUGGUGGAGGGAUUCAAUGCCACUCGGGGAUGUGGGAAGCUGGAGGUCCAACGGGUGCUCCUCCAAGCCGAGCCUUGGAGGGCAAGGCCGGCAUCAUUACCUCCAACGAGUGGAGCUCUCCAGACUCCCCCGAGGGGAGCAGCAUCUCUGGGGGCAGCCAGGCACUGGACAAGCCCAUCGACAAUGAUGCAGAGGGUGUGUGGAGCCCGGAUAUUGAGCAAAGCUUCCAGGAGGCACUGGCUAUUUACCCACCAUGCGGCCGCCGCAAAAUCAUCCUGUCAGACGAAGGCAAGAUGUAUGGUCGGAAUGAGCUGAUCGCACGCUACAUCAAGCUCAGAACAGGGAAGACACGUACAAGGAAGCAGGUCUCCAGCCACAUCCAGGUGCUUGCCCGUCGAAAAGCCCGGGAGAUCCAGGCCAAGCUCAAGGACCAGGCAGCUAAGAACAAGGCCCUGCAGAGCAUGGCUGCCAUGUCGUCCGCCCAGAUCGUCUCGGCCACAACCUUCCACAGUAAAAUGGCUCUUGCCCGGGGCCCUGGCUACCCAGCAAUCUCAGGGUUUUGGCAAGGAGCUUUGCCAGGCCAACCUGGACCCUCCCAUGAUGUGAAACCUUUCUCUCAAAACACCUACGCUGUCCAGCCUCCGCUGCCUCUGCCAGGCUUUGAGUCUCCUGUAGGACCCACCCCUUCACCCUCUGCACCGCCAGCUCCUCCAUGGCAAGGCCGCAGCAUAGCCAGCUCCAAGCUCUGGAUGUUGGAGUUCUCCGCUUUCCUGGAGCGCCAGCAAGAUCCUGACACAUAUAGCAAACACCUGUUCGUGCACAUCAGCCAGUCGAGCCCGAGCUACAGUGACCCCUACCUCGAAACCGUGGACAUCCGCCAGAUCUAUGACAAGUUCCCAGAGAAGAAGGGGGGCCUCAAGGAGCUAUUUGAACGGGGGCCCUCUAAUGCCUUCUUCCUUGUGAAGUUCUGGGCAGACCUCAAUACCAACAUGGAUGAUGAGGGCAGUGCCUUCUACGAAGUCUCCAGCCAGUAUGAGAGCACCGAGAACAUGAUUAUUACCUGCUCUAGUAGGUUCUGUUCCUUUGUCAAGCAAGUGGUGGAGAAAGUUGAGACAGAGUUUGCUCGCUAUGAGAAUGGUUACUAUUUGUACCGCAUCCACCGGUCCCCACUCUGUGAGUACAUGAUCAACUUUAUCCACAAGCUGAAGCACUUACCUGAGAAGUACAUGAUGAACAGUGUGCUGGAGAACUUCACUAUACUGCAGGUGGUCACCAACCGAGACACACAGGAGACCUUGCUGUGUAUUGCAUAUGUCUUCGAAUUUUCAGCCAGCAAACAAGGGGCUCAGCACCACAUCUACCGCCUGGGGAAAGAAUGA